CCCUCAAUCAUUCCUCUUUCCCCUCCUCCUCAAGCAUUGAGAACAUCAUCAUGGCCUCCGCUAUCAGAGCCAAUUGCAGAAAGGUUAUCUGCAUUGGCAGAAACUAUGCCGACCACAUCACAGAGCUGAACAACACCAAGCCCAAGCAGCCCUUUUUCUUCUUGAAGCCCGCUUCCGCUAUUCUCUGCCCCGGCGAGGGUCCUGUGCUGCGUCCUCAGGGAACCAACCUGCACUAUGAGGUUGAAUUGGCGCUGGUGAUGGGCAAGACCGUUCGGGAUCUGGACCCGAAUGAUGAUAAGGGUGCUUUGGAUGCGAUUCACAGCUACCUCCUCGGUAUUGACAUGACUGCUCGCAACGUCCAAGAAGAAGCGAAGAAGAAGGGCCUCCCCUGGACGAUCGCUAAGGGCUUCGAUACUUUCCUGCCUGUCUCUCAGGAGAUUUCCAAGGCCCGUCUUCCCGAUCCUCAUAAUGCUUUCCUUCGCUUGAGUGUAGGAUCGCAAAUGCGCCAGGCCGACUCCACUGGUCUGAUGCUUUACCGGAUCCCCAGACUUCUGGCGGAGAUCUCCCGUGUCAUGACUCUGGAGAAGGGUGACCUUGUCCUGACUGGUACUCCCAAGGGCGUGGGUCAGGUCAAGUCUGGCGAUGUCAUGAAGGCGUCCAUUGAGUACGAUGGCAAGGAGCUCGAGGAGGGUCGCAUCGAGGUCGAGGUCAAGGACCGUGAGGGUAGAUACCGGUACAGUGAGACCUAAACGGCUGUCUUGAACGAGAUAUAUGUAUCAGAUAGACAAUGUAUAUACAUACCCUGGUUCGGUUCCAAUAUAGACUAUCUGGAAUGAUAAAAAGUAAGUCGGUCCCUCAACGGCGAUACAUUUCCAUGACAAUGCGUUCAUCCUCUUCAUCAGCCGGUACAAUUGGUA
This is a messenger RNA of Aspergillus welwitschiae, 917 nucleotides long. RefSeq names its product fumarylacetoacetate hydrolase family protein. NCBI's taxonomy places the organism in Eukaryota, Fungi, Ascomycota, Eurotiomycetes, Eurotiales, Aspergillaceae. The record is from RefSeq and is a predicted model, not a curated record. Gene Ontology annotation, cellular component: mitochondrion. Gene Ontology annotation, molecular function: acetylpyruvate hydrolase activity. The transcript has 3 exons. The coding region runs from base 51 to 749 and encodes 232 amino acids.